ACCCCGAGCCCGAACCGGUUCCGCGUGGCGCGUGUUUGGCCAGCUGUUGUUCUUUUUGCCUCGCUCAAAAUUAAAGUUUUGUUUACCUCGCUUUGACCGAACUGAGAUGUCCACCAACGCAGCGAUAGAUCUGGCCCUGGACCGGGUGGACUGGCGCGACCUGGCCGCGCAGACGGAGGAACAGCCGAGGGUGUAUACGCCGGGCGAAGUGCUGAUGCCGGAGGCGGGAUUCAUGCGUGGCCACGGAACCUUCGUCGAGGACGAGAACAUCAAGUCUUCGGUGGCCGGGGUGAUCCAGAAGGUCAACAAGCUGAUCUCGGUGCGCCCGCUCAAGAGUCGCUAUGUGGGCGAGAUCGGGGACGUGGUGGUGGCCCGCGUCAGCGAGGUGCAACAGAAGCGCUGGCGAGUGGACACCAAUUCCCGGCUCGACUCCAUCCUCCUGCUCUCCUCUGUGAAUCUGCCGGGCGGAGAACUCCGGCGGAGAUCGGCGGAGGACGAGCAGAUGAUGCGACGGUACUUGGACGAGGGCGAUCUCAUCUCCGCCGAAGUCCAGAACAUCUUCGAGGAGGGCUCCCUUUCGCUGUACACGCGCAGCUUGAAGUACGGAAAGCUGUCGCAGGGCAUCCUGGUCAAGGUGUUCCCCGCUCUCGUCAAGCGCCGCAAGAUGCACUUCCACAAUCUGCCCUGCGGCGCCUCCGUGAUCCUGGGCAACAAUGGCUACAUCUGGAUAUCGCCGACCAAGGGCCAGGAGGAGGAGGGCGGCGAGGGAGGAUUCGCCCAGAACCUGAACGAGCAUGUGCCGCGCGGGGAGCGGGAGGUGAUCGCCCGGCUGAGGAACUCCAUCCUCGCGCUGGCCAAGUGCAAGCUGAUGAUCUACGACACCAGCAUCCAGUACGCCUACGAGGAGUCCCUGCGCUACGAGGCCCACGAGCUGCUCCAGCAGAACGCCAUCUACGACAUCGGCCAGCAGACGCAGGCUCGGCUGAGGGACGCGGACGAGUAGAUUGCAUAUAUAUUUUAUACUGAACUAGCUUAAAUAGAGGUUAAUGUAUUUUCCACCGUCAAACGAAAAAUGAACAUUUCAAUGGGUUCGAAAUUGGCGGAUUUCAAUACUGCAUCCGUGGGCUACAAGUUUAAAUACACUGAAAACUAUCGCAAA
Messenger RNA from Drosophila simulans, 1159 nucleotides. It is a transcript of the gene Rrp4, whose product is annotated as exosome complex component RRP4. Gene Ontology annotation, cellular component: nuclear exosome (RNase complex); cytoplasmic exosome (RNase complex). The record is from RefSeq and is a predicted model, not a curated record. Gene Ontology annotation, biological process: exonucleolytic trimming to generate mature 3'-end of 5.8S rRNA from tricistronic rRNA transcript (SSU-rRNA, 5.8S rRNA, LSU-rRNA); CUT catabolic process; nuclear polyadenylation-dependent rRNA catabolic process. Bases 107 to 1003 code for a protein of 298 amino acids. Lineage: Eukaryota; Metazoa; Arthropoda; Insecta; Diptera; Drosophilidae. The transcript has 2 exons. Gene Ontology annotation, molecular function: RNA binding.